CUCUAUUAUAUACGCUAUAAUAAGGAGACCGAGCUUACUUCAACUAACGACUUUAAAAACGCGGGUAUAAUUAAGAUCGGGCAUAACUUAUAUUACUACUUUAUAUAUAUUAAUAUAACGGGCUAUUUAAAAAUACUAAGGGCUACUAAGCUAUUAAAAUAUAUUAAAUAA
Colletotrichum lupini is the source of this 171-nucleotide messenger RNA. RefSeq lists its product as uncharacterized. The annotation marks the transcript as partial. The record is from RefSeq and is a predicted model, not a curated record. The transcript has a single exon. Lineage: Eukaryota; Fungi; Ascomycota; Sordariomycetes; Glomerellales; Glomerellaceae.